CUAUCCGCAGGCAUUAAGAAACAUUCUCGUGCGCGUGCGGAGGAGGAUGCAGAUGCAGUGAUCACUCGCUAACCGCGCGCGCCCGAAUGUUCAUCGAGCGCGCCUCUAAUCGUCGAGCGUGUCGCGCGUUGUGUGUUCGGUGCGAGUUAAACGCCAUAUUAUGAGACGAACACCUUCCGCGGUCGAUCGUUUCUCGUAUAGCGUGCGUACGCUCGUCGACCUCGAUCUCGGUUGCACAAUUGCUCCGUUUUCCGAGCGCGUCCCACGAGACGGAGCGCGCCGUCAGCGCGAGCGAGCAUAACUCGCGGGGUGUCGCACCACGAGGAGUUGAGCUUUAAAUUACGAUCUCUCCCGUCUGUCAUCGGGAGCCCGUCCGUCGCAGCGACUCCGCUGCUCCAGUUUGCUCCAGCUGCGAGUAUACGCUGCCCAAGUUGAUAUCCUGCCUGCCUAGGAGAAAGAGCGGUUAGGCCUUAAAGUCCACACACAUCUACACGUACGCACACAUACACACACGUACGUAUUUUGCGUUCGGCUGUAUCACACUGCAGGUCUAUACGGAAGCUAACGGGAGCCUGAGAGCCGUUCAAUUCAGGAGGAAGAGGAAGUAUUUCGCGCGGAGCAACGGUCGCAUAAUGUUGAAUGCGAGUCCCACGGAGGCGCCGAGGUUCGAACUCGCGAGCUUAGCAUUAUCGUUUUGCACAAGGAAGUGUCGAUAAGGGUAGAUAUAAGAUACGGAAAGGGGGCGAGGAAGAGGAGCAAUGACAAUUACGUAAAGGUGUCAACAAACGUACGUCAAAACAUGCCGAGUCGCGUGCUAGCCGGAGGUGGUGCACCGCGACGCCUGUGAACGUCACGCGGGUCGACCGUGUAACGUGACCACGACGACGAUGCUCCGCGUCGAUGUCACGCGUGGCACGUGCUGCUGUAUUACGGAACGUCGAGGCUCGUCGAGGUCGGAGGUUCUUCCACCGUCGUUGUGAACGUCCACGACCACGGGAUCUCGGAUGCCGAUGAUCAUGGCGCAGGAGAGCGAGAAGUAUCCGCUUCACAGGUGUAUCUUUCAAGGGGACGUGAAGACGCUGAACAUCUUGAUCAGAACGCACGACAUUACCGAAAAGGAUAAACAAGGAAACACCCCUUUGCAUUUAGCUGUGAUGUUAGGAAGAAAAGAAUGUGUUCAAUUACUGCUUGCACACGGAGCACCUGUAAAGGUGAAGAAUCUAGCUGGUUGGAGUCCAUUGGCUGAAGCAAUCAGUUACGGAGAUAGACAAACCAUAUCAUCUUUAGUACGUAAAUUGAAGCAACAAGCGAGAGAGCAAAUGGAGGAAAGGAGGCCGAAUUUAGUUGCUGCGUUGCAUCAAAUGGGUGAUUUUUAUAUGGAGUUAAAAUGGGAUUUUCAGAGUUGGGUACCGCUAGUCUCGAGAGUGUUACCGUCAGAUAUAUGUAAGAUCCAUAAAAGUGGGGCUUCAAUUAGGAUGGACACGACUCUUGUAGACUUUAAUGACAUGAGGUGGGAGAGGGGUGACAUAUCUUUCAUCUUCAAUGGUGACCAAAAGCCUAGCCAUUCAUUGACUGUCCUCGACAAUAAAGCCAAACUUUUCCAAAGAGUGAGAUAUGAGGAAACAGAGCUUGAGAUAGAGGAUGAAGUUGAUAUUCUUAUGUCUAGUGAUAUUAUGGCAGCGCAAAUGUCUACCAAAAGUAUCACGUUUUCUAGAGCACAGACAGGGUGGAUUUUUAGGGAGGACAAAAGGGAAAUGGUAGGCGCAUUCCACGCUGAUUUUUAUCAAAUCAAUGGCAUGGUGUUGGAAAGUAGAAAACGUCGUGAGCACUUAAGUGAGGAAGAUCUUCAAAAAAAUAAAGCUAUUAUGGAAUCCCUUACUAAAGGCAGCUCUCAAGGAUUUAAAAAUGGCGAGCCUCCUAUGAGAAGAGCAUCGUUGAAUCCGCCACCAGAGUCGAAUAUAACGUGGGACGAAUACGUCGUUGCGCCGAUCGGUCAGUGUCCGCUUCUAGGAAGAAACCUUGUCUACAAGGAAAGUAGUAAAUCUUUCAAGGCCACUGUGGCAAUGAGCCCAGAUUUUCCCCUCACCGUCGACAUGCUACUCAAUGUUCUGGAAGUGAUUACGCCGUUUAAGCAUCUAAGCAAGCUACGCCAAUUCGUACUUAUGAAGUUGCCCCCUGGAUUCCCAGUUAAGAUCGACAUACCGAUUCUGCCUACAGUCACUGCUAAAAUAACUUUUCAAGAGUUUGCCUUCCGAAACGACAUAGAUCCAGAAUUGUUUCAAGUGCCAUCAGACUACUUCGAAGACCCAAUGAGAGGUUACGAUUUCCAGACUUAUGACGCUUCGACAUCCUAAUAUUAAUCAAGAUCCAGCCUAUUCGGGGUCUGUUUUCUUCUAUGCUAGGGGACAAUCUGGCUUUCGUGAUUUCAGCCAGUCUGGAAGGCGUCUACGCGAGCCAUUACGUUGUUCAUUGAAUAACUUGUCAUCGUUUGAUCACAUCUAACAGCGAAUAGUGUCGAAUAUUUUCAAGAUGUUCGAUAAGCAAGUAAAAACUACCGAAGACAAUUAAUCUGCACUCAAAAAUCAGAGAAACUUGCAUACUAUUUAAUACUUAACUCAAUCACACGUUUGUCUACUUAAUUUGCGAAGCAUGUUAACGUUUAUAGGGAUAACGAGGAUCAUUCGUAUGUCGUGCCGCACUCGGAAAAGUAUAUACCAUGUACGAUGAGUGAUAUACAUAUACAUAUAAUCUGAUAUUUCAAAGUAUCACGUUUGGAAUUCCCACCUUUUGACUGUGUUUGGGAAUUAAAUUAAUGAUUUCUCACGCCGGAAAAUCUUUCUUAAACUCAUAUCAGAUCACGGCAAUGCAGAUUAAGAAUCGUAACGAGAUGGAGAUUAGAGUUUGACCAAUCGGAAACAAUCAGAACAAAGCGGACUAAGAUUAAAGUUAUCUUUUGGAAAAAUUUUUAUCUCCAAUUCAAAUCCUCGAUCUUCAGUGCCUGAUUUGACAUGGACUUUACGAUUCUCAGCCUGUCACUGCAAUCAUAUUUAAUUAUCUUAUCAAAUAAUUGUUAUUAUUAUAUAUUUAUAUUGUAAAAUAUACGUAAAUUCUUGUAAGGAAAAAAAUAACUUUGAUAAACAAUGAAAUAAAUAUAUUUCUGUAUGAUUGUUUAUUAUGUCCAGUAUGAUUGCAAUGAUUGGCCAAAGGGCUUAAUAAUCAAGCAGAGUAGACUAGAUGAAUAUUGCGAAUGUUUCUAUUCUACUCUUUUCGCAAAUUACCUAAUUUACACUAAUCAGCGAAGAUUUUCACAUUUAUUUCUUCGCUAUUCUCACGAGCAGUAUUUUUAUUGUCGAAACUUUUCGUAAAUGCCACAGCAUUCAAUCGGUCGUGCGUAAAAGAACGUUAAUUAAAAAAAAAAAACACUCUUCAGUAUUAUCAAUUUACAAUUAUAUAGUUUAUACUAUAAUAAUUGUAAUAAUGAUUGUUAUUUUUUUUUAGUACAAAACGCCGGUUUUAACGGAGUUAGCUUUUCAACCUUGCAUGAAAAUCAAUGCAUAAAGUCAUCUUUAAAUAUAACGAUUCGUACUCAUACUGCAUUCAGUACUAACUGUCGUUUACGUAAUUGUUGCAACUACAUGGAAUAUCCGACAAUUAUGUUUGCGAACGUUUAUU
Molecule: messenger RNA, 3672 nt
Organism: Wasmannia auropunctata (little fire ant)
Lineage: Eukaryota; Metazoa; Arthropoda; Insecta; Hymenoptera; Formicidae
Product: ankyrin repeat domain-containing protein 13C
Exons: 10
Coding region: 1005-2354 (449 amino acids)
Cellular component (GO): cytoplasm
Molecular function (GO): protein binding
Source: RefSeq, a predicted model, not a curated record